AUAUCUCACUCUCCCCUUCUUCCUCUAUUUUACUCUACCAUUUACCCCUGACUCUCUUUAUCUCUUUCCUUCACAUAUUUUUUUCUUCUUUUUCCUCGCCCCCCCUCCACAUUAAAGUUCAGAAUCUCACCCACUUCUACCCGAGAUUAGCAUUCAUCAUCACCUAACAUCAACUUCAAGCAACAAUCUCUACUCUAUAUUCUGUAAUACCAAAAAAUUAACAUCGUCUGAUUAUCAUGCAGUACGAAAUACUGCCCGGACUAAGCUGUUGUUUACUGGAUCUCUUCGUAAAUCGAACAAGCUAUCUUAUUGUUCGAACAUAAUCAACGAUAAUUUACAGCCAAAACCAGGAUAUAUAAGUUUAUUUUUUAUUCUUUUUGCUGUCUUCUUUAUUUAUCGAUUUUUGUACUUCCGCCGACCCUUAUUGGAUAUGUAUAUUUAGAUUAUCGAUUAACAUAAUUAAAUAUUGGAUACAUUUAUCAAAUAUACACUUUAUGUGUAAAUACUGGAUUUGUAUACAGGACGGUGUGGUUAUAAAACUUAAUGAAGUAUUAUGUACAAAGUGAGAAUAUAUAAUUAAAUGAAUACAUGUAUAUACAAAUUAAAGACAAGUAUUUGUAUAAUUAAAUAUAUAGAAUACAAAUAUAUACAUAUGUUAAUUAUCUCAUAAUUUAAUACGCAGCAUAUUAUGGCGCAUGUACAUACACAGAAUACAGAAAUACAAUGCCUUAAGUAUUUAAUUAUAUAAAUACACGCGGAUAUACCACACGUUCAAACAUAAAUACACACUUGCGCGCGUAUGUAUAAUAUGCAUUUAUAGAUAGAUGCAUAUGCGUGUAGCUAUAUAUGUAUGUGUAAACACGUCUCUAUCUAUAUAUAUGUAUGUAUAUUGUAUAUUGUAUAGAAAACAAUGUUUUAAGUAUAUAAUGGACUAACAACGGCACCCAUCGAUUUUUAUAAAGUAGUAAAUACACAAAGAAAGCCCAUAACAUGUUUUUGGGUAGCUGUGUCGGGUGCUUACCCGCAUCGGCUGCAUCUCUUAGUUACUGGACAGCUCUAUCGCCGCAUCAUUAUUUACCUCCAACUGAACUGAAUGCUAUGUCCAGCUACGGAGUUAAAAACCCUUCGUCGUUUCACAUCGCCGAAAUACUUCAUCAUCAUCAGCACCACCAACAACAACAACACUUACAACAACAGCAGCAGCAGCAGCAACAACAUCAUCAUCACCAACAUCAGCAACAGCUGCCACAGAACAAUACUACGGACGACAGUAGUUGUGACAUUGUUAAGGCCGCGAGUUGUAAUAACGGUAGUAUUAGGGCGAAGUUUCUCAACGGAAGAGCUUCCUCACCGUGUGGCCAUGGAUACCCGACGUUAGAUGCACCCGUCUUUAGCAGGUCUGUCCUCGAUAUCGUUGAGGACGGUGGGACAGCCGCUACGGAGAAGGGGGGAGGGAGAGAGGGAAGAGAAAGAGGAGGUGAGGAGUGUCGCACUGUAGCUCUGACUGUAUCAUCGACUCCUUCUUCUUCUUCUUCUUCUUCAUCAUCGUCAGCAUCAUCAUCGUCGUCAUCAUCGUUAUCAUCGUCAUCAUCAUUAUCAUCAUCUUCAUCGACGACAGGUGGCGUUGGUCACGGUUGUGGAGAAGAGGAAGACAUUUCUGUGAAGCGAGAGCAAAGGGCAAUGGUCAGGAGUGUGGGGUCGUUAUUGACUGCAUCGGUAGCAGACAGUGGUGUCGUAUCGAACAGCAGUCGCAGCUAUUCGCCCGGUAUAGAUGCAACAAGUCUGACGACUACUGUCACCGGUGGAAUAGCACCUCUGCAAGCUCUUUGUUCGGUCGGAGCCUUUUCGCGGUUGAGUUCUUCAAGUGUUGUAAAUAAUUCAAAUGGAAUCGAUCUCUCACACAACUUAUCAUCACUUUACCGGGGACGAACAGGUCCGCCAGGUGGUGCUACAGCAUCGUCCAGCCAGUUAAAAUUUGGAAUCAACAGAAUUUUAUCGGAGGAUUUUGGUAAACAUAGAUUAGAUAAAGAAAAUCUACGAGUGACUCCAAGUUCCAGGGCUUUCCACGUCUCCUUGUCCACCCAUCAUCCGCAUCACCACCAGCAUCAUCAUCAACAGAGUACAGAUACCCAUUCCUGCCAUUCAUUAUGUGCAUGUCAUACAUCUGCUAUGGCCGCAGCUGUGGCGGUUGGACCGCAGUAUUCCACGGCUGUUUAUUCCAGUUUGCACUACCCGGCCCAUGCACUCUCAGCAGUGCAUGCUAUCCAACCGCCUCAGUAUCCUAUUACAUCUUCCACUGACGGUUUACCAGGUCCAUACUCAAUAUUAAACACAGACCAGCACUCAGCAAAUCAACCAAAACGAAAGCGAUCAUGGUCCCGUGCAGUAUUUUCAAAUUUACAACGAAAAGGACUUGAAAAACGGUUUGAAGUUCAAAAGUAUGUAACGAAACCAGACAGACGACAGCUGGCAGCAAUGCUAGGUCUUACUGAUGCACAGUUUGGACGUUUAUAUGACAUCAUUAAAUCAGCGUUUUUCCUCUCCCGCCUACCCAAAAUGUUGAUAAAGGAUGUUAUUGUUAAUUUCUAG
This is a messenger RNA of Octopus bimaculoides (California two-spot octopus), 2589 nucleotides long. RefSeq lists its product as uncharacterized. Gene Ontology annotation, molecular function: DNA-binding transcription factor activity, RNA polymerase II-specific; sequence-specific DNA binding. The record is from RefSeq and is a predicted model, not a curated record. Gene Ontology annotation, biological process: regulation of DNA-templated transcription. Lineage: Eukaryota; Metazoa; Mollusca; Cephalopoda; Octopoda; Octopodidae.